This is a messenger RNA of Darwinula stevensoni, 452 nucleotides long. The record is from the annotation of a GenBank genome assembly. NCBI's taxonomy places the organism in Eukaryota, Metazoa, Arthropoda, Ostracoda, Podocopida, Darwinulidae.
AUGCUGAUAGUACUCUGCCGUUGUAUUCGCAUGUCCUACUGCCAGAAAGUAACACAGAAUAGUGAUGUGCACUGGAAUGAACUGCAUGCACCAGAUGUUUUGAGGGUCCUGGUGGCUGAAAAGCCUAACUAUUGCCAAAAGCAUAGCUGUUCACUGAAGUGGACAUCAUGUGCAGAAGGGUGCCCGUUCUUUGGUUAUGUCGUCGAUUUCCGUCGAGUAUUUCUGUGUCGCAUGAACGAAUCCCAAGUAAGACGACAUCGGCUGUGAACCUGCAAGGAUCGAUUCGUUGGAGAGUGCUCGUCCAAUCAAAAUUACGAGUGUCUAUGGUGCGUUCGAGAUACCGAUUCAUUCUAUGUCAAGGCUUUCUUCGCUUGAGUGAGUUCUCCGUGGACGAUAUAGUGCACCUACCAUGUACUCAUCGCUACUCUUGUGGGGAAAUAAAGUGCUCUGGA